AACUGGGAGCUGCAGGGCCUGGGCCAAUCGGGGCGGCCGGCGCCUGGUGCCGGGUCCGAUCCCUGCGGAGGCGCUGGGCCGGGACGGGAGGGGAAGGGGCUCGGCCCGGUGCCCGCCCUGCCAGGUGCAGCCAUGCAAGAAAGCAUACGUUUUGCUUCAUCGGGAGAUGACGUUAAAAUUUGGGAUUCCUCAUCUCUAACUGUGGUGGAGCAGUUCAACCCACAUACACCCCCACAUCCAGUCAGCUCACUAUGUUGGGCCAGCAAUAAUAGAUACCUGGCCACUGCUUCUGCUGCUGGUGAUAAAAUAGUUGUUUCAAGCUGUAAAAGCAAAGCUGUUCCACUCUUUGAAAUUGCUGAAGGGGCAAAACAGACAUGUGUGAGCUUGAAUUCUAGUUCUUCAUAUAUUGUGAGUGGAGGCCUGGAUAACACAGUUAAUAUCUGGGAUCUGAAAUCCAGAAGGGUUUACCGUAGCCUUAAGGAUCAUAAAGAUGAAGUCACGUGUAUUACAUAUAAUUGGAAUGAUUGCUACAUUGCUUCUGGAUCUUUGAGUGGUGAAAUUAUCCUACACAGUGUUACAACCAAUUUAUCAAGUAAUCCCUUUGGUUACGGCAGCCGUCAGCCUAUUCGACACUUGAAAUAUUCAUCCUUUAAGAAAUCCUUGCUGGGCAGCGUUUCUGACAGUGGAAACGUAACUCUGUGGGAUGUAAAUAGUCAGAACCCAUAUCAUAAUUUUGAAAAUACUCAUAAAGCACCAGCUUCAGAAAUCUGCUUUUCUCCAGUCAAUAAGCUGCUGCUUGUAACUGUAGGUUUGGAUAAAAGAAUAAUUCUGUAUGACACUUCAAGUAAAAAAUUACUGACAACAAUAGUAGCUGAUUUUCCUCUGACAACAGUAGACUUCAUGCCUGAUGGUACUACUUUGGCUAUAGGGUGUUCCCGGGGAAAAAUCUGCCAGUAUGACUUAAGACAACUGACAUCACCAGUGAAAACAGUUAUUGCUCACAAAGGCUGUGUGAAAUGCAUACGUCUUCAGUUCAGUAGCACUUUUUCCAAGUCUAACCUUACAAGUUCUUCAAAUAAACCUGUAUCCAAAAGAGUAGAAGUCAAAGCUGGUAGUAAUCUUGGAGGAAUUCAAAAUGUCGGCAUCAAAAACAUUGCCUCUCAAGCAUCAGCUACAGUUUCAUCACAUCUGACAUUGCCAAAUGAGAAUAAGGGAGGAGAGUUUCUUCAGGAGAAAACAGGCUUUCCCCAUAGUUGCAGCUUGGAUGUGAUUCCAUCUAAAGAAACAGAUCAUGGGAAAAGUGCUGAUUUAAAUAAUUCUGAUGUGGGUCGAAGUAGUUUAGGAGAUGUGUUUUCUCCAGUCAGAGAUGAUACUAUUGCAAAUAAAGUGAAUGAAGAUCCUCAAGGAAAAGGGGAUGGUCUGGAUUUUCAGUCCUAUGUUUUGGGUUUGGAUUUUCUCCCACAGCUCACCACUGCCCUUCCAGUAAAAAGAAACCCAGUCGGCAGUAGUGCACAAGGGAUACGGUCCAGCCCAUUACAUGCACUUGUGGGAGCUCCAAUUAAAGAAGAACAACAGCAUCCAGAGACUGAUGCUAAGAAAAUAAAUCUUGGAAAACCAGAAUCUAAAGAAGUCUCAAAGCAGCUUUCAAAAUCAAGCUCAUCAAGUGCAGAAUCUGUAACUUUAAGUCCUCCACCAUCAUCCACUGCUGUAAAGGCUCCUGAUACGAAUGAGAGACUGGUGAAGAAUAUUCAGGCCCAUCCUGCGUAUGAUCUACCAGUAAAUGGUACUACCUCAACAAGUCCAAAGAUAACAUCACCUGUCACUGCUGGAGUUGCCAGUUCGUUGUCAGAAAAAAUAGUAGAAACUAUUGGUAGUAGCAGACCAAAUGCACCUCUGACAUCAAUCCAAAUAAACUUCAUUCAGAAUAUGAUACAAGAAACAAUGGAUGACUUCAGAGAAGCAUGCCAUCGAGAUAUUGUGAAUUUGCAAGUGGAGAUGAUCAAGCAGUUCCACAUGCAGUUGAAUGAAAUGCACGCUUUACUUGAAAGAUACUCUGUAAAUGAAAGCUUAGUAGCUGAAAUUGAGAGACUACGAGAGGAAAACAAAAGACUGAGGACUCACUUCUGAAACAUUUACACUGCUAAUUUUAUUAGCAUGAACUUACUACAGAUGGUGUGUUUUUAUGACAGAUCAUCCAUCAUCACUGAAGUAUUGUGUGAAGACCUGCUCUUAUUUUGAACACGAAUCUUUUCUUCUAAAUAAAUGGUAUAAGAUACUAUAUGUUAUUAUAAAACUUUGUAACAGAUAAACACUGUAUAAAGAACCUUUGCAUACUCAUGCUAACCACUUUGAGGUACAUCCUUCUAACAGAAAAACUAAAAGGAUUAGUACAUUAUCAGAGGUUUAGCAAUAUGUUAAGUGCCUUUUUGUAAACAAAAUCAAACCAGGACAGAUGCCUUUUUCCGUAAGAAUUUUUUGAUAUACCUACUUUUCUAUCUGCUGCUUUGUUUUACUGCUGUCGGAAGCAAUCACUGUAGCUUGCCUUUCAGAUUCUUAUUUUGGAGGAAAAAGAGGAGAGAAAGCUCAUCUUCUGCAUGACGUGGAGCCUUGUUUAUAAGGAGCUGGAAAGUACAGUAUUCAGUUAACUUUAUUCAACUAGCAACUGUUCUAUCCUAAGUAAAACCAGAGCUUGAAAA
Grus americana (Whooping crane) is the source of this 2696-nucleotide messenger RNA. RefSeq names its product NEDD1 gamma-tubulin ring complex targeting factor (gene NEDD1). Bases 133 to 2127 code for a protein of 664 amino acids. NCBI's taxonomy places the organism in Eukaryota, Metazoa, Chordata, Aves, Gruiformes, Gruidae. Gene Ontology annotation, cellular component: pericentriolar material; ciliary basal body; centriole. Gene Ontology annotation, biological process: mitotic cell cycle; microtubule nucleation. The record is from RefSeq and is a predicted model, not a curated record. Gene Ontology annotation, molecular function: gamma-tubulin binding. The transcript is spliced from 15 exons.